Molecule: messenger RNA, 558 nt
Organism: Paramuricea clavata
Lineage: Eukaryota; Metazoa; Cnidaria; Anthozoa; Malacalcyonacea; Plexauridae
Source: the annotation of a GenBank genome assembly
AUGGAUAGGGGCCUCUUUACUGGAGUCCUAUUCUUGGAUCUCAAAAAAACAUUUGAUACUGUUGAUCGUUCAAUUCUAUUAGCUAAAUUAGAAAAGUACGGCAUCCAAGGGAGAAGCCUUGAAUGGUUUAAAUCGUACCUCAAGGACAGAAAGCAGGUUUGUUCAAUUAAUGGUAAGAAAUCGUCUGCAAAUGAUAUUAAAUGUGAGGUUCCACAGGGAUCGAAUCUUGGUCCCAUCCUUUUUCUUCUUUAUAUUAAUGAUCUCCCAAAUAGUUUGGAAAUGUCAAAACCUUCAAUGUUUGCUGACGAUACAAAUCUAACCUGUGUUGGACAAAGCUCGAGUGAAAUUGAAACCAAACUUAAUGAAGAGCUUGAGAAUGUCCACCGAUGGCUAACAGCAAAUAAACUUACUUUAAACGAUAAGAAAACCGAGUUCAUGCUCAUCGGCUCAAGAUCACGUCUUGCCUGUGUCCAUAAUAGCCCAAUAUUGAAACUAGGACGCAGACAUAUAAAACGUGUAUACUAUAAAAAGUCACUAGGUAUGGUCCUCGAUGAGUAG